Molecule: messenger RNA, 1040 nt
Organism: Daucus carota subsp. sativus
Lineage: Eukaryota; Viridiplantae; Streptophyta; Magnoliopsida; Apiales; Apiaceae
Product: auxin-responsive protein SAUR78
Exons: 2
Coding region: 148-525 (125 amino acids)
Biological process (GO): response to auxin
Source: RefSeq, a predicted model, not a curated record
UGAAAACCCAUCAGCUCGCCUUUACCAUAUUACCUCUUCUUCCAUUAUAUAAACGAACCUUCCUUGACACUUUCUCAACUCAUCCAACACCUCCAAAAUAACAACUCCCCAUUCUCUUACUCCAACUACAAAACCUUCCCAAAAUAAAUGGCAAUAACCGGGAGAUUAACAAAAAUCAAGUCCGCUCUGAAGAAAUGGCAGUCAUUCGGAAAGCUAGGCCGCUCCAACAGCUCAAUAGCAGCAUCAAGCACUUCAUUUUCGGACGAAGAUUUAUCUUCUGAUCAAAUGUCUAGCCAAGAUAACUUUCCGGUUUAUGUAGGAAAAUCGCGGCGAGAAUAUCUUGUCAGCUCUGAAAUUUUGGAGCAUCCGGUCUUUUGUGAACUCGUUGAAAAGUCCGGUGAUGAAGAUGGCAACAUUGUCGUAUCAUGUGAAGUUGUUCUGUUCGAACAUUUAUUGUGGAUGCUCAAAAAUGCUGAUCCUCAACCAGAAUCAUUAGAUGAACUUGUUGAGUUUUAUGCAUACUGAGUUGAAAUCUACAUUUAAUUUAACAUCCCCUCCUUUUCAAUAUAUAGAAGAAGAGAAUAAUACUACAUAAAACAGCCUAUAAAGAUCGAGAUGUUGCAAAGUAUUGAACUGGAGCAUUGUUGUGCAAGGAAACAUCGGAGUUUUCUUAAAAGACUUGUACUGAGUAAUCAUGCAAGGCGUAUUUUUGCAAAGUGUUGAACUGGAGCAGUGAAAUAACACAUCUGAACUCGAAAAUUGCUAAUAUCAAGUUCUCAACAGGCGAUAACAGCUAUCCCACUCUGUACAUUUUUCAAAGUCACUACAAGAACACUGUUCUGCGCACAUUUAGAAUAGUCUUGACUCAAGUCAUAUUCUUCAUCAAGGAAAUCCUCGGAACCACUGGGAAAUUCACAAGUAAAAUCUUGUUUCAGUGAUCCAGAUUUCGUGAUGUCUGGUAUGUCCCAGACAGGACCAUUGUAAUACUGAUUCAUGAAUUGGAAUUUGUUGUUUUCAUUUUUUAAACUGGAAAUUGAGAA